Messenger RNA from Lathyrus sativus (Indian pea), 195 nucleotides. The record is from the annotation of a GenBank genome assembly. NCBI's taxonomy places the organism in Eukaryota, Viridiplantae, Streptophyta, Magnoliopsida, Fabales, Fabaceae.
AUGAAGGGAAAGAUGGGUUUGGUUGUGAUCACAAGAAGGGAUUUGAUGUACAAAAGUAAUUUAUCCAACAAGAGUAAUAAUAUUUCUAAGCGUCGCAUGAUUCCAAAGAGAGGUCAAGUGAAAAUGGGGAUUGUGGUUGGUUUGUUUCAUAAUGUUUCUUCCAUUUUCUCUUCAAGAUGUGUUCAAUUAUCUUGA